AUGACGCCUAAGAAGAAGCGUGGGCCGAGCUCCGGGCACCGAGCAGCGGGCGAGGGCGCUGAGCCGGCGCUAACAGAGCGCACGCUGUACCUGCAGCGCGAGUACACGCUACUCUCGGCGCAGCUGGAGGCCUGUGAGGAGCGCGUGGACCGGGUGCUGCGAGAAAACGCCUUCUUGGACAGCGAGGCGCAGCGCCUGCGCGAGGAGAACCGGCUUUACGCCAGCUACGUGAGCGCGCACGCGCAGCGCUCUGCCCAAGCCAUAGUGGGGCUGGACGAACAGAACCGCGUGGACUUGGCGCAGAUACACGAGCAGCGGGCCGAGCUUGCUUCACUCUACCGCGAGCGCCAGAACGGGGUUCGCGCGCAGCUGCUGGAUAUGGAGGCGCGCGCGGCUCAGAUGGUGCAGCAGGUGCAGGAGCUGCAACCCUACCAGGAGCUGCAGCUGGAACAGCUGGCGCGGAUCCGGGCGCUGGAGCGCGAGCUGCUACACAUGCGCGUGGAGCACACACAGCACCUGCAUCGCGCAAAGCGGCGCUUCUUGGAGGACAAGGACGCCUUCGAGCGCGAGGCGCGCCAGAGCGUGCAAUCCCUGGCGCGGCGCGCGGAGCGGGAUGCGGCGCGCGCGCUCAUCGCGCACACACAGGCCAUCAAGGCGGACAAUGGUCGCCUGCGGCAGGAGCUGCUGCGCCUGCUCCAUCGGACCCAGCUACUGCGCGACACGAGACACCAGCUGCUUCAGCAGCGUGAGCAACUGCGGCGCGAGCAUGAGGAUACGAGGAACCUGUCGCGCGUGCACAGCUGGCUGCUGAGGGGAUUCCGGGGCCCACCGCUCUGGCAGCCGCCCGCUCCCUCCCAGCCCUCUACGCGCCCUGGAUCCUUAGCUUCCAAAAGCCCCUCCCGUGCGGCCUCCAGGGCCCCAUCCAUGGCCCUGUCACGCGCAGUCUCCCAGGUACCAUGGAUGGUCUCCUCAAGAACAGCCUCCAGGGUUCCCUCCUUGCGGUCGCGCGCUACUUCUCAGGUCCAGACCUUGGUACCAUCUCUAGCUGCGUUGCAGGGGGCCUCUGCGUCCCUGGUUCCAUCCCACCCCGUCUCCCGGGUCCCAUCCCUGAGCCGGUCAAGUUCAGGCCUCCAGGUAGAAUCCCUGACCCACUUGUCGAGCUCCAGGACUUUGUUAUCGCCAAAGCAGUCACAAGAGAGCUCUGAGAACUCUCCAAAGCCCUCUUUUCCUGAUACCUCACAGAACACUCUCUCCUCUGUAAAGUCCGGCCCCAAAGCUUCUCUUAGCCCACACUCAGAGGAUGUGGAUUCUGUUGCUACAUCAGAGGUUGCCCUGGGGCAAGUCUGAACCCCUCCUGAAGGCCCAGGUUGGGGAGACCAGCACAGUGUGUCCUGGUUCCUGUGAGUGUUAAUAAAGGUAUGGCCCCCAUGCUGCUACUUGCCUCCUUUGCUCCUGUAGCAUUUCCAGAGGGCACAGUGGCACUCACGCCCACUGUGGACUCCCCAGCUGCCAGGGCCUUGGUGCCUCUUUCCCUAUAUGGAAUUCGGCAUCCAUCCUGUGACAGUUGUGGACCCCAGCAAGAGCCAGAGGGUGGUGCUACAUGCUAGGCAGAAGCUGGAUGGUGGGACCGUGAGACCAGGUCUAAGGUCCUGCCCUGGUUCUCAGUAAUUGGAGAAGUUUUGUGGCUACUUUCAGUAACAUUAAAAUAAACUGCACCAAGGGGGCCGGGGAGAUGGCUCAGUGGAAUAAGCGCUUCCCUGGC
Messenger RNA from Octodon degus (degu), 1762 nucleotides. RefSeq names its product coiled-coil domain containing 166 (gene Ccdc166). Bases 1 to 1347 code for a protein of 448 amino acids. The record is from RefSeq and is a predicted model, not a curated record. Lineage: Eukaryota; Metazoa; Chordata; Mammalia; Rodentia; Octodontidae. The transcript is spliced from 2 exons.